ACUCCUUUGUCGGGAAGGUUGGCUAAUCCUGUGGCUUUUUCGUUGGCAUUGGUUCACUGAUAAGGUGGCCGAUGGGCACGGCUUCUUGCGGGCGUCGUUAUAAAGAUCGGGCUGGCGAUCCGCCCGGCAUUACUGAUGGCCUGUGUCAUCGGAGAUUCUGCGGCAUCAUGAUCCGUCCAACUGCCCGUCUGUUUCUCAUCUGCCUGGCAGUGUUUUCUUUUCAUCCCAAAGGAAUUUUUGCUAGUGAGGGAGAACAAGAUGGGGCCGUGAAGGACAUAGUGCCAUCGGGACCGUCCCACAUGGCCAUCAAGGGGGUCAACACGGUGACGGUGGGGGUGCCGUACGCCUUCACGUGCUCAGCCACCUGCAGCCCGGCCUGCACCUUCUCCUGGAGGAACGGGAACCGGACCUCCACGGGCGCUGAGCUCACCCUACAGCUGAAGGCCCGGUCUCCCCUGGAGAUCCUUGUCUGCGUGGCGGUCAACCCGGACACCGGCAAGAGAGCCACUGUUAGCAAGACGCUGGGGGUGACAGUGGGCCCCUCGAACAUAAUGAUCAAUGGGCCCUCAAUGCUGACCCUUCGAGUUGAAAACCACUUCACCUGCACAGCCGACUGCUAUCCCUCCUGCACCUACCUCUGGAAAUGGAUGUGGGAAGGGCAGGUUCUGGGCAGUUCGAGCGGAGCCACGUUGUCGAUAAUACCCCCUGAAACUGUAAACUCCGAAACGUUGCUUUGUGAAGCCAUGGACUCUGUGUCCCAUCUCUUCAUAUCAACUUCUCUACAAAGAUAUGUGGCAAGAUUAUUAGGCAUUUACAUCGUCUCACCGAGCGGACAGUGGUCAGUGACGGUGGGACAAACGUUUUUGUUCACCUGCUUCGUGGAGUGCACUCCGUCCUGUACCUACAUGUGGACCUUUGAGGGAAAGACGUACACAAACGACCAGGUCCACGUUCCCGUCUUCCACAAAGGAGAGAAGCCUAUGAUCAAGGAGGAGCAAGAGAUCACUGUAACACAGGAUCAUCGUACAGAACCACUGACAUGCCAAGCCAAAAAUACAGUCUCAGGAGCCACCAUUAGUGUCACCCAGAUCUUGACCAUCGACAAUCCCUACUCUGUGCGCCCGGCCACUCAAGGAGUGCCAAUGGCCGGCCAGACCUACUCCCUCCAGUGCAUCGGCUCACAGAACCCAGCCUCAAUUACAUGGCUCCAAAACAGCCUCUCACUGCCUGUGUCCGACCGACUGGUUCUGUCACAAGACAACACCCUGCUCACCUUCAGUCCUCUCAUGGAGUCUGACACAGGAACGUACCAAUGUGUUAUCAAUGUAGAUAUAGGGGACGUCAAGUCACUUGGCUACAGAAUGCAGGUCAAUUUUGGACCCUCCAAAGUGCAGAUAGUUGAGGUUAACAAGGGUGCAGUCGGUAAGGAGCUGACUGCCCUGGCUGGAUCCAUCACAGCCCUGCAGUGUGUGGCUGACUGCUAUCCCGGCUGCUCCAUCAGCUGGUUCUACAACGGCAAGAUGGUGUCCGGGAACGCCUCCAUCUCCUUCACACCAGUGACUCCACCCGACCAAGCCGUUCUCCGCUGCGUUGCGUACGACCCUCUGACCAUGAAGAACAGCUCUGCUGAGACCACCGUCAUCGUUCCUUUUGGACCCUUCAAAGUGGAGAUCAUUGAAGCCCAAAAGGGUCCAGUCGGUAAGGAGCUGACUGCCCUGGCUGGAUCCAUCACAGCCCUGCAGUGUGUGGCCGACUGCUAUCCUGCCUGCUCCAUCAGCUGGUUCUACAACGGCAAGAUGCUGUCCGGGAACGCCUCCAUCUCCUUCACACCAGUGACUCCACCCGACCAAGCCGUCCUCCGCUGCGUUGCGUACGACCCUCUGACCAUGAAGAACAGCUCUGCUGAGACCACCGUCAUCGUUCCUUUUGGACCCAUCAAAGUCCAGAUUGUUGAGGUUAACAAGGGUGCAGUCGGUAAGGAGCUGACUGCCCUGGCUGGAUCCAUCACAGCCCUGCAGUGUGUGGCUGACUGCUAUCCCGGCUGCUCCAUCAGCUGGUUCUACAACGGCAAGAUGUUGUCCACGAACGCCUCCAUCUCCUUCACACCAGUGACUCCACCCGACCAUGCCGUCCUCCGCUGCGUUGCGUACGACCCUCUGACCAUGAAGAACAGCUCUGCUGAGACCACCGUCAUCGUUCCUUACGGCCCAGUGGCCGUCACCAUCUCCGGAUCGCCUUCUAUAGAGGUCGGGGUCAAGGCCUCGUUCACGUGCAGCGCCACCUGCAGCCCGGCCUGCACCUACACCUGGACCGUGUACGGCUCCCCGGUGAAGGGCAGCUCCAUCGACAUCACCGCCAGCCGCUACGUGGCCACGGAGUCCAUCAGCUGCCAGGCGCAGAACAGCCUCUCGGGGAAGACCGCCACAGUCAACGAUACUCUCACCGUCUCAGAACCCCAUUGGUGUGGAUGUUGAGUGGAGGGUGAGAAGCAACAUUCAACUUGGAAGUGUUUCUGCGAUGCAGUAGGCCGUGACAAUAGAUUAUGGUUGUGUAUAUUUGAUAAUCAUUCUAUGGUUGUUGUUUCUAUAAGAUGCAAACAUGAUUCUAGCAUCAGUACUCUAUUGAAGUAUCCGUCCCCAAACCGACCGAUACCUUUUCAGUUUCAUGAUAUACAAGCCAAACUAUGCAAUCUCUAAUAAAUCUUUGGAGUCAAUG
Gadus macrocephalus (Pacific cod) is the source of this 2715-nucleotide messenger RNA. RefSeq names its product hemicentin-1-like. The transcript has 11 exons. The coding region runs from base 72 to 2474 and encodes 800 amino acids. NCBI's taxonomy places the organism in Eukaryota, Metazoa, Chordata, Actinopteri, Gadiformes, Gadidae. The record is from RefSeq and is a predicted model, not a curated record.